This is a messenger RNA of Clarias gariepinus (North African catfish), 3742 nucleotides long. RefSeq names its product potassium voltage-gated channel, Shal-related subfamily, member 1 (gene kcnd1). Lineage: Eukaryota; Metazoa; Chordata; Actinopteri; Siluriformes; Clariidae. The record is from RefSeq and is a predicted model, not a curated record. Gene Ontology annotation, molecular function: protein binding; A-type (transient outward) potassium channel activity. Gene Ontology annotation, cellular component: membrane; voltage-gated potassium channel complex. The transcript is spliced from 7 exons. The coding region runs from base 951 to 2849 and encodes 632 amino acids. Gene Ontology annotation, biological process: potassium ion transmembrane transport; protein homooligomerization.
AAGAGAGAGCACUAGAAGGACUAAGCAAUACAAUCACUUCUUCUCGAACCUGUAUGUGUCUCGUUGAGACGGCUGAAGAGGAUCCUUUCUUUCUAAUUCUUUUUUUUUUCUUCUUCUUCUUCUUCUUCACCUGCUUUCUGUCACACAGGACCCAUCAUCCUUUCAAGCUCCUCAUAAGGGGAGGGACAUUAAGGAAGUCGCCGUAUAUGGAAUAGAGACGCCUGCGAUCCCCUAGAUCUCCAUUCAAAAGCCUCGUCGAACAUCGGUGAAAUCGAGUAGCCACUUAAGGAUCAACUUGUAAGGGAGGGGAAACACUCAGUAUCAAAGCUCUUAAACAACAGAGAGAGAGAGAGAGAGAGAGAGAGAGAGAGAGCAGAGAAGCACGAUUUGCCUAUUUUGCAAUUUCAGAGCCCAUCAUCACAAUUUAAUAAGGGUUUGAAAUCGUAUUCAGUGUGUGCAAACAAGAGCCAGCGGACUUACCAUAAAAUGAUUUUAUGAAGACAACCCUAAAGGAAAAAAACCAACAAAGGCUUGGAGAAGAGAGUUUGAAUGUACACAUGGUUUGUUUAGGAGCUCUUGAUUUUUUAGUUUACGGAGAUAAGUUCGACAUGUGAUGUCAAAUGGCAUCAGAUGUGUCCUCAGUAGUCCAGUGGGACUUUUUUUUCCUAAGGAUGAUGAUGAAAUUUGCCUGAAACCACUCACCUUGGAGGAACGUUCCCCUGUGAGUUACGCGGACCGACGGACUGGAAACAAAUACAUUUCUUUUUAAAGAAAAUAAUUUAACCAUGAAGUCUGGCUGAGAACAGCUCGAAUGAAUAUUUUGAAAAUUCCUUUUUCAGUCUUUUUACUUCCGAAAGGUUCAGAGAGAUCACCUCAGGGUUCUAGAGCACUCUCUCUACUCUCUACCUGAUCUCUACUCUUGUAACAACUAUAGCAACAAAUAAACAAAAAUGGCAGCCGGAGUGGCAACAUGGUUACCCUUUGCCCGGGCAGCCGCGGUCGGCUGGCUUCCUCUGGCCAAAAACACCAUGCCCAAACCUCCUGUCGAUAAGAAGAGCCGCAGUGAUGAGAUCCUGAUAGUUAACGUAAGCGGGCUCCGGUUCCAGACGUGGAAGAACACCCUGGACCGUUAUCCUGACACUUUGCUGGGAAGCUCAGAAAAGGAAUUCUUCUAUAAUGAAGACACUCAGGAAUAUUUCUUUGACAGGGACCCCGAAAUGUUUCGGCACGUCCUCAACUUCUAUCGCACAGGCAAGCUGCACUACCCACGGCAGGAGUGCAUCCAAGCUUUCGACGAGGAGCUCGCUUUCUACGGCAUCGUGCCGGACAUCAUCGGGGACUGCUGCAUGGAAGAGUACCGUGACCGCAAAAAGGAAAACCAGGAGAGGUUGGCAGAGGACACAGAGGCAGACAUGGCGACAGACCAACCCUUGCCUCCGAACAGCACGCUUCGUGAACGCUUAUGGCGAGCGUUCGAGAAUCCGCAUACCAGCACUAUGGCGCUAGUGUUCUACUACGUCACAGGCUUCUUCAUUGCCGUCUCGGUUAUCGCUAACGUAGUGGAGACUGUGCCAUGCCGGCCACCCAAAGGCAGCCCGAAGGAAUUGCCGUGCGGCGAGAAGUACUCGUUGGCUUUCUUUUGCAUGGAUACGGCAUGUGUGCUGAUUUUUACCUUCGAGUACCUGAUGAGGUUGUUUGCUGCUCCCAGUCGCUGCAAGUUCAUGCGCUCGGUGAUGAGUGUCAUCGACGUUGUGGCUAUCAUGCCCUACUACAUCGGCUUGGUCAUGCCCGACAACGAGGAUGUGAGCGGUGCUUUUGUUACACUCCGUGUCUUCCGGGUCUUCCGCAUCUUCAAGUUCUCGCGCCACUCGCAGGGCCUGCGCAUCCUUGGCUACACAUUAAAGAGCUGCGCCUCCGAGCUUGGUUUCCUCCUCUUCUCCCUCACCAUGGCCAUCAUUAUCUUCGCCACAGUCAUGUUCUACGCUGAGAAAGGCACCAGGGAAACCAACUUCACCAGCAUUCCAGCCUCCUUCUGGUACACUAUUGUCACUAUGACAACGCUGGGAUAUGGAGACAUGGUUCCCAAAACCAUCGCAGGCAAAAUCUUCGGCUCCAUCUGCUCUCUGAGUGGCGUCCUGGUGAUCGCACUUCCUGUUCCUGUCAUAGUGUCCAACUUCAGUCGCAUCUACCACCAGAACCAGAGAGCUGACAAGAUGCGUGCCCAGCAGAAAGUGCGUCUGGCCAGGAUUCGCUUGUCUAAAAAAGGAACCACUAAUGCAUUCCUGCAGUACAAAGAUGAAGGGGGACUCCAGCAUCAUGAUGGCGACAGUGGCGCGCUGUGUCUAAAGAACAGGUCGUCCUUUGAGCACCAGCACCACCAUCUGUUACACUGCCUGGAGAAGACUACGAACCAUGAGUUUACCGAUGAACUGACCUACAGUGAGAUGUGUAUGACAGAGUCAGUGGGCUUCCGAACCAGCCGCAGCACCUCAAUCUCCAGCCAGCAGGGUGUCUCGACCUCUUGCUGUCCUCGCCGAGCUAAGAGGAGAGCCAUCCGCCUGGCCAACUCCACCGUAUCAGUGAGCCGCGGCAGCAUCCAGGAGCUCGAUACGCUGCAUGUUCACAAGAGCCCAUCUGGUCCUCAGAGUCGCUCGAGCCUCAAUGCCAGGACAGAAGACCUGAAGUUAAAUUGUGAGCAGCGAGACUUCACGGCGGCCAUCAUUAGCAUUCCCACACCUCCAGCCAACACGCCUGAUGAAAGCCUGCCGUCGUCACCUGCCAUCCCCGGCAUCUUGCGCAACUCCCGCUGCUCCUACACUCACGAGACCGUCAAGAUCUCGUCCUUAUAACAAAACCGCCUCCAAGCACAGAGCUUUCCUCCAAUGCACAAACGAGAAGGAGGGAGCUUUUCCUGUCUGACUUACCACCAGAACAUCAUCCCAAGAUACAAUGCAUUUGACAAAGGCACCCAGCAAUGGCUUUAUCCCAAACUCAAAGCUCCUUCAAGGACCUGUGAGAAUAAAUAAUCAGGAAUCUGGGACGUGAACUAAUGCAAGUUUAAUUACAGCCUUUUUUGCAGGACUGUUUGUUGGGCAUUUAUGAUAUUACCUUUCUUGGGGGAAAGACAAGGAAAAUGACAAAAACUGUUCCAUUCUUUUUUUGCUGAAAAUAAUACUGGAUGAAUGAGUGUGUUAAAUCACAGGGCCAGAAUUAAGAGUAUAGAGACGGAACUCUAUUCCUAAAUAGAUUUAUCUCUGGAGGGAACGACAUACAAAUACUGUAUCCUGCAAUUCACAAGAAAAAAAAGUUAUGGAUGUUAUGGUUGGGACUUAGCGGGUCAGUAUACGUAUAUGUAUCAUAAUUUGUAUCAUACAUCACAUGCAUCUUCCAACUUUACCAAAAAAAAAAAGUCAUCAGUGCCUCCCUACUCAGACAUGCAUGUUAUUGUGCAGUAGAUUGCAGAGAAUGAAGCAGCUCAAACGCUAUUCCCACAUAUUCUUUUUUUGCAUGAUAAUUCCCCCACCUCUGUUUUGUUUUUUCCUAUUUUAUUACAUAAAAAAGCAUAAUUUACAUUAAUUAAAAAAAACAUGAUUUACUGAUGCAAAAGUGCUCAGUAACUUAAAAAAAAGAAACAUUCAGGCAUGACUCUGCAAAAAUCUCUGUCAGGACAUACAUGGGGGUAUGCAGGGGUGAUGGGAGUGAUGAUUGUAGAAAGAAUUUGGAAUUUGUGUACAUUAAUCAC